Messenger RNA from Adineta steineri, 741 nucleotides. The record is from the annotation of a GenBank genome assembly. Lineage: Eukaryota; Metazoa; Rotifera; Eurotatoria; Adinetida; Adinetidae.
AUGGUCUCGUCAUCGAAUAAAUCCCGUGCACCACCGGCAGGGAAAACAAUUCGUCUUCAACUUGAUCCAUUACGUUUACAUGAACCGGCGCGUAAGAAAUUAUCAACCAUUGAAACUCAACGUAUCAUGGUCGUCUUUGAUGAUCUUGUACAAAAAAUGGAAUUAAUUGAAAUUUUACCAGUUAUUGUUUCACAUGCAGAUUUAUUUAAAUCAACUAUUGAUACAGAAACAAUGAAUGAAAUAAAUCGCCAUGAACAAUUGAAACAUGCCUUAGAAACAAAUACACCACUUCAAUCUGUUACAAAUAUUAUCGAAAAAUUACCACAAUUUGAAAAUUAUACACGAUGUUUUGAUAAAGCAUUAUCACGUAAUGUAAAUGAACAAAUUGCUUAUCAUUAUUAUAUUCAACAAUCUAUUCGUAAUAUACUUCGUCGACUUGUUCAUCAACAAAAUCAUUUUGAUAAUAUUAAACGUAUAUUACAAAGUAAAAAAUUAUUACCACCACAAAAACAUGUCAUAAAAUUAUUAAAAAUGUUAAGAGAUUCAGCAAUGGAAAGAUUUUUAACAACACCACUUGAAGAACGUGAAAAAGAUGAUCAAAUAAAAAGUUUAAAUACACGUUUAUCAUCAAAUGAAACUAUUAUUGCUAAACUUGAAAAAGAACUUAAUGAUGCUAUUGCUGAUCGUGAUGCCGAGGUAUGUUUAGAAGAUUUUUUUCGUUAUUUUAUUGUUUGUCAUUGA